ACAGACACACAGUGAGAGGGAGAAAGUGGUUGAGGGAGGCCGGUGGAGGCGAGCGUUUCCUGUAAUCAUAUCAUGAAGGCGGCGUUGUCCUCCUCUUCCUGUUUUCUCUUGUGUCUCAGACACAGUACAGGUGACAUGAACAGUGAACACGAUGGAUCUCCUCUGUUGUUGCAGACACAGGGACAUCACUCUGCUUCGUCCAAGACUCAAACGCUCUGUAGGAUGUCUGAGGGAGAUGUCACAGUGCUGCCAUUUGGGUCUCUGGACCUGUCCAGGCAGGAGCACCGGAUACUGACCAGACUGUACAGCCAGAACGGAGGAUAUCACUUGAGGAUUUUACCAGAUGGAACUGUGAGUGGUGGCAGGCAGGAAAACGACCCUUAUGACAUCCUGAGGCUGAAGGCUGUGAGUGUAGGAGUGGUGGUCAUCAAGGGCGAGAUGACAGGAAGGUACCUGGCUAUGAACAAAAAUGGACGCCUCUACGGAUCACAAACACUAAAUGAUGAGUGUUACUUCCUGGAGAUGUAUGAAGAAAACCACCACAACACAUAUUGCUCCCAGAAGUACAACUGGUAUGUUGGGCUGAAGAGGAACGGCCAACCCAAAGCGGGACCAGACACCCACCAGGGUCAGAAGGCCAUCUUUUUUCUGCCAAGGCCUGCGGGCAACAUGUAAAACAAGACGGUACCAGGAACCGUGGACGCACUCACUGAAGUCUUGUUACGCUGAGAAAAGUAUCCCAUUUAAAAGGUCGCUUAAAAUCAGCACAACAGUGCGGUGAAGCCCGAGCAAACACAUAAUGCUGUUUUUACAGUUAGUUCGAGCUCCAUUUCAAUCUUAAUAAAACCUUUGUUCAUUCCUUAUGUUUAUGCAGGGGAAAUGUGAUUCCAGCUCAUGUAAGCAGAUGAUGAUGAUGUGAUCGUCACAGGGAUAUGAGCUAAUACACAGAAUACUUUCUGCCUAUAAGCACAUAUACACCCUCUCACUCCAGACAGAAAAUGUGUGCGGUAUCAGUGCAUGUCAGCCUUGAUAAAUGGGUGUUCACUUUGAAAGCUAGUACGAAAUACCACUGCUGGAAGACAGCAACGUGCCACUUUUACACAGAAAUAGUUUUACAAUUGAUCACGUCUGGCACAAAGGAAACCAACAAGGCAGUAAACAUAAAAGAGCCGACCAUCUGGCAUUGAAAUCCAACUCAAACUUCACAGUGAAGGGAAUGAUAGCGUUAAUUUAAGUAUUUCAGUGCCUUGCCUGACGGUGCGUCUGGACGGAUGUUUGUAUGGCUGAAUAUCUAAUUAGUAACUAUUUUUAAUCUUAAGUAUGUUUGAUGCCCGUCUUAAUUAAAAGGUAAUUUUAUGAAAGUAGACAUACCUGCAAAAACACACAAACAAAACAUGAAAACAGACUAAACUUUGAAACUGUUGAAAAACAGCACCCAUGUUUAUGAUCGGGUUCACCAAGACAACAGUGAAGCAUUCGUAUGAUUAUAUUAUCAUAUAGUUAUUAUGUACCUGGGUGAGCUGACAGUCUCACAGGAAGAUGUGAAAACUUGUUGCAGUAAUCAGUGAGGUUAUUAUCGAGUUGUAAGUUGAUGAAAGGAUGGAACCAAAGAAGAAUUUAACAUCUUGGUGACACCAAAUGCCCGAGUGUGGAUUGUUUGAGGUAGAGACGGACGAUAUAAUAUUGCACACUGUCCUGGACCACGUUAAGUUUCCCUUUACUAAGCACAACGGCUCAGCUUCCCAGCCCAACACUUUUUUCUGUAAACAUAUUUCUCUUAUAGUUGAAACACAUGUUACUGUAACAUUAUACUAGGUUAUAUUACAAUUGUGAAUAUUUAUUUGUAAAGUUUUAUUGCUGAUACAAUUCUAUUUUGCUGAACGUUGUCGUGGACAAUUGCAAAAUAAUAAUUUAUACAUACAUAAUAAAUGAAGAAAGUGGUAGUAUGAUCACCUUUUAUGUAAGUAAUACAUAUUGUAUUAAGUGUUCUUAAAUGUAUGAAAUAAAGUCCGCAUUAUUAUGAAAAAAAAAAUAAAUAGAAUGUUUGAUUUUCUGUAACAGUGAGUGUUGUUCUAAAACGUGUGAAUAAAAGUUGAUCAGAA
This is a messenger RNA of Anarrhichthys ocellatus (wolf-eel), 2102 nucleotides long. RefSeq names its product putative fibroblast growth factor 1. Gene Ontology annotation, molecular function: growth factor activity. NCBI's taxonomy places the organism in Eukaryota, Metazoa, Chordata, Actinopteri, Perciformes, Anarhichadidae. The coding region runs from base 73 to 675 and encodes 200 amino acids. The transcript has 3 exons. The record is from RefSeq and is a predicted model, not a curated record.